This is a messenger RNA of Toxotes jaculatrix (banded archerfish), 1450 nucleotides long. RefSeq lists its product as uncharacterized. The record is from RefSeq and is a predicted model, not a curated record. The coding region runs from base 638 to 1450 and encodes 270 amino acids. The transcript has 3 exons. Lineage: Eukaryota; Metazoa; Chordata; Actinopteri; Toxotidae.
CACAUAACCAUUCUCAGGUUUCGUUAGAAUACAUGGGUCGUUAUAAAACUAAUACAGGUAUCUUAAUUCCAUUGUGUGUUCAUGUUUGUUUCAAAACUUGGAACAGAUAGUUUUAGUUUAGUUGAUCAUAUUAAUAGUAGCAAUAGUAACUGAAAUCUUCCGCCCUGUCUCAAACAUAGCUUAUAAACAGGUGGAUUCACGGUCUCAAGCAGUAAAACUAAAGGCCCGCAGUUAGAUAGUUUGCUAACUGUUGUAGUUUUUUGUCGACUAAGUCUGGCCUAGUAUGAGUCAGGAGAGUCAGGAUAUCUGACACAGGACUGCUGCUGAGUAGUAAUGGUAGCUCAAAGUGUCGAGUUACCGACCCGUUGCUACAGCAAUGUUGCUGAGCAACAUGUGAUAACAUUGAAGACAGGUUGAGAUCAGGUGAGACAACUGUCUCGGAUCUACAACAGGGCAGCCGUUUGGCGAGUUCAGCACCCUGGACAGCGCCUGGUCCCGGUGAACAGCUCCACUCAGGUUUAAAGACUUCUUUGUUUGUUUGUGUUUGUGUUAGUUUAUCUUGAAGAGAUGACUACGGAUGGAUGUCUCACAAACUCUAAGGACACGUUUGUAACCCCGAAAGGCUCUGUUUAGAGGAAUGUUCAGGAAAAUCAAUAAUGUGUUCCGUCCCAACCAUCAUGGACACAGAGGGCGGGAUGGUGGUGGUGGCGGCCGUGGGUUUCGGUCUGAGCAGGACUACCACAGCGCCUGCACCGUCCGGCUGGUCCGCAGCACCUCCAUGCUCGUGGUGGGAGAGAAAACUCAGGCAGCCGCGGGCUCGACUUUAAAACGCAGCAAAAGUACAGUGAGCAUCGAGUCGACCUUGUACUAUUAUCAGAGACAAGAGGACAGGAUAUGGCUCUACUCUCAGAACCAGAAUUGCCUCGAGUACCUGGAAGCACUUGUGGCUUUGAGGCGGCAGUACACAAAGAGCGUGAGUGACUUGAAAAGGAACGACAACAAGGCCACAGUGUCCUCCAAGAAGAAGCCUGCGCCUCCGCCACCUACCAAGGAAGAACCGAUACCGAGAGCCAAACCCUCUGCCCCUCCGGCGUCCAGCGAGGAGGACACUUUGCAGUUCUUUGAUGCGGUCAUCGCCAGCUGCGACAGCGAGCCCCUGCGCAAACCUUACAUGGAUGAUGGACACGCAGACGUGGAUUUCAUAGUGGCCUCCAGCUCUGCUGAACACGACCUCCACUCAAAUUGGGUCUUGCGGGUUCCUAGAGUCGCCGAUGACUCCAAGCAGAAAGAGGUUCAUUACUGUGCCAAUGAAAGCACCCCGAAGAAGAAAAACCAGAGCGGGUCCACAAGCAGCAGACUGCGACUUCAGAGGAACCCGAUCCACCUGCCCAAAGUGGUGGAGAGCGCAUUCCAGACUCUGCGCUUCAAGCCCAAAUUAAAAAAGCAGUGA